AUGUACGCCGAACACGCGGAUACACACAUACGAAUUGAUACAGAUCUGUCCCGCGUACAUGUCCGCCGUACAGAUCCGCCGUACAUAUCCGCAUCUUUGCUCAUACAAGGGGGUAUCAGUCUGGAGGAAAUUUUUAGUUUAUUUGCAAAGUUUGGCGACACGAAGAGCGAUGGAAAGGUGAUCACUCUAACUAACGCCGACAAAUGGUUGAAGCAAGCCCAAGUUGUCGAUGGCAAGAAAAUGACGACCACCGAUACUGGAAUAGCCUUUAAUAAAUUAAAAUCGAAAACGAUCACAUUUAAACAAUUUAUGGAGUUUAUUGAGGAUCUAGCGAAAUCUAAAAACAUGAAUGUCGAGGAAAUUAAGACCAAACUUCUAGCGUGCAGUAUACCUGGUGGCCAUGGAGUUACGCAAACUGUGCAUGUGGGCGGAGUGGAUCGUCUUACGGAUACGUCACAAUAUACGGGAAGCCAUAAAGAGCGCUUUGAUGAAAGUGGUAAAGGCAAAGGAAAAGAGGGAAGAGAGGACAUUCAUGAUGACAGAGGAUACGUGACAGGCUACAAAAAUAAAGAUACCUACGACAAAACCCACAAAUGAACAUAUCUUGGCCAUCCAAAUAAAUUACUA
Messenger RNA from Photinus pyralis (common eastern firefly), 627 nucleotides. Its product is annotated as TPPP family protein CG45057-like. The coding region runs from base 1 to 597 and encodes 198 amino acids. Gene Ontology annotation, molecular function: tubulin binding. Gene Ontology annotation, biological process: microtubule polymerization; positive regulation of protein polymerization; microtubule bundle formation. Gene Ontology annotation, cellular component: microtubule. NCBI's taxonomy places the organism in Eukaryota, Metazoa, Arthropoda, Insecta, Coleoptera, Lampyridae. The transcript is spliced from 4 exons. The record is from RefSeq and is a predicted model, not a curated record.